AUGAGUACCCUGUCUAGUGCUGCGUUGCUCUUGACCCUUGCUUGCAUCUAUGUAGCGAUACGGCGACUCAGGAGAACAUCAGUCUCCGGCAUCCCAGGACCGCAGCCUGAGUCCUUUCUGAUGGGCAACCUGGGCGAACUACACCAAGGUCAAGCCGGAGAGGCAGACUUCAAAUGGCAAAGCGUGUAUGGUGGUAUUGCUCGAAUCAAGGCACCUUUUGGUGAAGACAUGCUGUGGAUCAGUGAUCCUAAGGCGCUCCAGUACAUAUUUCAAACCUCGGGAUAUAAUUUCCCCAAGCAACCUGAGCGGCGAGCCCUCUCUCGUCUGCUGGGUGACCAUGGGCUGACGUGGGCUGACGGCACGACUCACAAAAGACAACGGAAAGUCAUGCUUCCUGCAUUUGGUGGACCAGAAUCGCGAGCUCUUCUCCCAAUCUUUGAGCAUUAUGCUGAACAGGUCACUCUACGGUGGAAGGAGAUGCUGGAGACCGCACCUGGACGCAGUGCUGUUCUGAACGUCAUCAAAUACAUCGCACCUGCAACUUUGGAUGCGAUUGGAGAGGCUGCAUUUGACUAUAAACUAGGAUGUCUUGAGAAUUCUGAAGAUGAACUCGCAAAGGCCUAUCAAAACCUCCUUGCAGACGUAUUUACAAGGCCGUCAAAGGCAAAGAUAUUCUUCACCAGCAUCGCGCAUUACAUCCCAAUGCCUCUGGCUGAAUUCAUGUAUGAUCAUCUGCCCGGGCAAGGCCUUGAGAAGGCUCGCUUCAACCGAGAUGUUGCGCAUUCGGUGGCAGAAGGCUUGCUCAAGUCCAAGUCGCACGAUUUGAUGCUCGGGAAGGGCAACCGCGACGUCAUGAGUAUUCUUGUCAAAGCAAACGCAUCUGAGAACGAUCGCGCGCGCCUCACUCAUGACGAGAUGAUCUCACAAAUGCGGACUAUCAUGCUUGCAGGACAAGAGACGACGUCGAACACACUCAGCUUUGCCCUCAUGGAGCUUGCCCGGUACCCCCAGUACCAGACUCGCUUGCGCGCUGAGAUUAGGGCGGCGGAGCAGACAGUGCGCGAGCGUGGAGACGUCAGCCUCAGCGUGCAAGACAUGGAAGCUAUGCCAUUCCUGCAGGCCGUCGUGCGCGAGGUGCUCCGCUUCCAUCCAGUUGUGCCACACAACUACAGACAGGCGGGGCAGGAUGACGUGCUUCCGCUCUCCAAGCCUUUGACGUUGCGGUCUGGCGAAGUUGUCACUGAGGUCGCGAUCCCCGCGGGUAUGCGCUUGGUACUGUCUAUCGCUGGUUAUAACAGAGACAAAGACAUCUGGGGUAGCGACGCACAUGUAUUUAAUCCUGAGCGAUUUUUGGAACAUUCGGGGAAGCGUGGCCCCACUGUUGGCGUAUUUGGAAACGUGUUGACCUUCUCGGGAGGCAUUCGAGCCUGCAUUGGUUGGCGAUUCGCUCUAUACGAGUUGCAAGCAUUCAUCGUACAAUUGAUCUCGAACUUCGAAUUCGCGCUGACGGACGACAUCAAACGUCUUCGGAGGGAGAAUGCGCUCGUCAUGGUGCCCACGCUUGAAGGAGAGGCGGAGAAGGGGGUACAGGUGCCGCUCAGAGUGUCACUCGCCGGCGAUCUCGAUUAUUAG
Postia placenta MAD-698-R-SB12 is the source of this 1632-nucleotide messenger RNA. RefSeq lists its product as hypothetical. The transcript is spliced from 12 exons. Gene Ontology annotation, molecular function: heme binding; monooxygenase activity; oxidoreductase activity, acting on paired donors, with incorporation or reduction of molecular oxygen. NCBI's taxonomy places the organism in Eukaryota, Fungi, Basidiomycota, Agaricomycetes, Polyporales, Adustoporiaceae. The record is from RefSeq and is a predicted model, not a curated record. The coding region runs from base 1 to 1632 and encodes 543 amino acids.